AGUAAUCCUCAGCUCCUGACGCAAAUGAAGCACCAAAAACAGCUAUUUCAUUUAACCACCGAACAGACGCGAGUAUUCGCCGACCGUUUCCGGAACUUGUUUCGCAAGCAUCGUGAUCUUUCAAAUAUUUCAGGUAGCGCGAUGUCAGCUGCCUUUCUCAAUCUGACGACCAAUGCCGAAUACUGCCGAGGACGAAUCAUGUACUCGGCUCCACUACUCGGCCUUGAUCGUAAUUCCGAUGUCAUUCAGAUAUUUCAGUUUACUGCAAUAGACCGCAUGCAGUGGAUUAUGGGAGAAUAUUGCGAUGAAAGUGUUUCGGGGUCGCCAGCGUGUGAGAACACGUUAUAUCCCGAGUUCACACCUGUGAUAGGAAUCAAUGUCGAUCGACAAUCCAUCGGAAUCUGGUGGAUAUGGACACACCGAUGCCUAAGCGAAUACACUUGAAAUCAAAAGAAUGUGUUUUUUAUCGUUAUCUUCGAAAUCUUCUUCAGAUCAAAUACUUGGGUCACUCGAAGAAGUAUUGAGCAAUCAUGGUUGACUAAAGACGUACCCUACGAGAUCGACGAGCAAGAGCUGAGAGACAAGUCUGAAAGGGAUUGAUUGAUUGA
Messenger RNA from Strongylocentrotus purpuratus (purple sea urchin), 608 nucleotides. RefSeq lists its product as uncharacterized. The transcript has 2 exons. NCBI's taxonomy places the organism in Eukaryota, Metazoa, Echinodermata, Echinoidea, Camarodonta, Strongylocentrotidae. The record is from RefSeq and is a predicted model, not a curated record. The coding region runs from base 25 to 444 and encodes 139 amino acids.